AUGCGGAGACUACUUCAAAAGCAAGGCAUACAACAUAGGGGAGGAGUUCCAUAUCACCCUCAAACUACCGGGCAAGUUGAGAAUGCAAAUAGAGAUAUCAAGGCUAUAUUGGAAAAGACAGUGGCUCGGCAUAGAAAGGAUUGGGCUGACAAGCUUAGCGACGCUUUAUGGGCUUUUCGGACUGCAUAUAAGACACCAAUAGGGACUACUCCAUACAGAUUGGUAUAUGGCAAAACAUGUCACCUUCCGGUUGAGAUCGAACAUAAGGCGUAUUGGGCCAUUAAAAAGCUGAAUGAAGAUCUAACCAUAACUGGACAGGAGAAGAUGUUUCAACUGAAUGAAUUGGAAGAAUGUCGUUUUCUUGCCUAUGAGACAUCCAGAUCUUACAUGGAACGAUCAAAGUUUUACCAUGACAUGCACAUCAAGAAGAGCAAAGAAUUCAUGCAUCCCGAGAAAGGAACUUUCAUAGUCAACGGCCAUCAAGUCAAGAAAUACUAUGGGAUGGAGAAUGCGUAG
Messenger RNA from Ipomoea triloba (trilobed morning glory), 516 nucleotides. RefSeq lists its product as uncharacterized. The transcript has a single exon. Gene Ontology annotation, molecular function: nucleic acid binding. NCBI's taxonomy places the organism in Eukaryota, Viridiplantae, Streptophyta, Magnoliopsida, Solanales, Convolvulaceae. The coding region runs from base 1 to 516 and encodes 171 amino acids. Gene Ontology annotation, biological process: DNA integration. The record is from RefSeq and is a predicted model, not a curated record.